Caenorhabditis auriculariae is the source of this 4349-nucleotide messenger RNA. The record is from the annotation of a GenBank genome assembly. Lineage: Eukaryota; Metazoa; Nematoda; Chromadorea; Rhabditida; Rhabditidae.
AUGUUUGCGGCGCGCCGUAGCGCAACAGGUUGUGUGCUUGUCUAUGGUCCAAAGGGUCACAAGUUCGGCUCCGCCUAGACAUAACCAAGGUGUUCGAGAAAUUUUUGGAGGAGAAGCACGGCUACCAAAAUCCGCAGCCCGACGCCGCUCAAGUGAUAAAAAGGCGCUGGAAGAAGAAUAAACAUCAAGAUUUGAAAUUUGACUCGAAAAGUCAAGCUUUCGCAAGAAAUGUCAACGCGCCGCGGUCGCGACGCAGUUAUUAUAAACUUAGGCGAUUUUUAAUGGAUCUUAUUUAUUUGCCCUAACCAGUCUUGUGCGGGGCCGGCCCGUCAACCUCUCGGCCCCCCGGCCACUUCCCAAGCCCAGAAAAGUGGUAUUUUGGUUUAUUUUUUUCUCAUACAGUUAUUAGAAACUAUGAUUCAACGAGUAAAAAUAAUUUUUGCGUGAAAUUUUUUUAAAAUGAAAAUUAAGAUUUCUUUCGAAGCCCGGCCUGGCCCGAGCCCAGGCAGGCUUUUUUUAAAUUUUAGGUCCAAAGCCCGGGCCAGGCCGGCCCGGGCCGCCCGGCCUGACGCACAAGCCUGGCCCUAACCAAAUGUUGGUCGAAGUAAACGAUCCCUUUUGGAGUGAAAGCGCUACGUUAAUUAUAAUUAAUAUGUGUUUGGCUGUUUUCCAAGAGGAAAUUACGGGACCGGAUCGAACGAGAAGAUCGCAUCAACGCAUUUUCUUCUGCCGUUCUAUGGGUUCAAAAACAAAAAAAGCUUGAAAAAGACGAAACUCCAACAAAAACCUCUCUCCCCACAUUUUUCUCUCUCCAAACUGAAUGAACAAAAAUGCACCGAAACAUUUUUUUUUUUCAAGGAGAAUGUCCUCUCGCCUUCUCAAAAGUGCUUCCGUCGGUCCACUUGGCAACUUUCCAACACUCGCCUAAUUGGCGACCAUUUCUUUGUCAUUUUUUUCCGGUGCCAUUAAAAACGGCCAGAAAACCACCGGGCUACGACAGCGAAAAGAAUGAAGAAUUUGAAUUGUCGCCAAAAACGAAGAUGGCUAGUUUUUUGGCUUUUAUGAAGCGCAACACUACUCAAAUGUGAUGCAGAAAAAAACAACAUUUCUGAUCUAUUUUUAGAGGUAAGAAGAUAGAUUGGGCUGCUCAAAGAGAUAAUUAUUCAAAAAGAGGAAAUGAAAAGAAAAAUGGCAGACUUUCAAUAUUAGUCCGAAUUUAGAGUGUAAUAAAAUGGAAAAACUUUCAAGCCACCCUUUUUUUGCGACGAUCUCUCAAUACUCAUGACCUUUUUCAAAAAAACAAUUUUUUUAAAAGGAAUUUAUCACUAAAAUACUUUCAGGUCCACGAGCACAAGUUUGUUUCGGUCGGGCGCAUUUUCAAGCGAUUCUCUUCAUUUUGCACGUCUUCCAUGAUCAAACAGAUGGCAUGGAAUAGCAACUUCAUAAUUGAAAAAACAGAAAAAGACGGGAAAAUCUACAUGCCCGAAUCUAGACUGAAAAGAUCUUCUUUGCCACAAAAAACUCAAUUAAAAUUAUACUUGUUUCUUCAAAAGCACUAUGAAGUGUUCAGUUGGAAAAAUCUUUGGACCCUCAUCUUUCUGAACUGAAUCUUCAAAAUAGUUAAGAAAGCUAGAGUGGUCCCUAGAGGGGUUAGGGAAAUAAGGUCUUAUAGGGGAAAAAGUAGUGCUUUCUAGACGUCGGAAAUUUAGGUGGUCUUUCAAUUUUUCAUGACUUGAAAAUUAAAAAGACACUGUGGAUGAAAUUUGAUCGAGUAAACCUUUAAAAAAGUUUUUUUAAAUCAAAAUAACGCUAGUUUAUCGAGUUUUACGCAAUGUAAUGCCUCCUCUCAUGAAGUUACAAUAAAAACAAGAAUAAACGACUGAUGAUCCUUUAGAGUGGCCCCUGUAGGGGAAGGUAAAGUAGUCCCAAGAGUGAGAGCUUGAAGGGCCCCAAGGCUGCCCCUUUAGAGACCACUCUGGCGUUCCUAAGAACUCAUAAUUGAUGAUCUAAUAAGAUCCCCAUCUCUGUAACAUGUGUGCAGCUACAUUACAAUUGUCAAAAAGAAGCUGUGGGCGUCUUGCAGAGAGAUUGAAGGUGGAUCAGAUACUCGUCGCAUAUAAAAGCCUUCCAGCGGCACCUGGUCUCCCGUCGUGACUGUCCUUGGACUUUCCCUUGCCACUUUUGCCAUCGGACCUCUCCUUCCGUUUCAGUCCAAGCUUCGACAAAGUUAAAUAAAAAAGUCUAUUCACAGUCAGCUUUUUUUAUUAUUUUUUUUAAAGAACUUUUAUUUUUUGGACGUAAAGUAACAUAUGUUACUUCACGCUCUCCCAAAACAGAAACCACUGCUUCAACACAUUUUUGCUUUUGAGAUCAUAAGGCUUUAUUCGUGCCAUCAUUUCUUUAUUCUUUUGUUUUCUCAUGUUAUCUUCACUUCACAUGAUAUUUCAGGAUGCGUGUUCUUCUCCUGACGGCCCUCUUCGGCUCGGCUUCUGCCUUCUUGUUCCCAGGCCUCGGCGGAGGCGGCGGUUGCUGGUCAGUCCAGAAUCUCGUUUUCAUUUCUUUAAAUUUUACUAUUUAAGAAAAUAAUGAAAAAAAGUUGAAUUUUUGGAAUGCAAAACUACUGAAAUAGCCUUCUUUUUCCGAGUUUUCAGGUUGUUUAGGACCAUGAAAAUUUUAUUGCGAAAAAUCAUUCAUUCAGCGAAUAUUUUCGAAUUUUCGAAGUUAUAUUUUUGUCUUUUUAUAAAAGAAAAAGUUUUGAAUCUUGUUGGAAACGUACCAAAAUAUUGGAAAAAAAGUCUCUUCGAUUUUAAAUAUUCCAAUUUACGAAAGCAAAUUAAAUAGUUACAUAUUUUAAAAGUAGUUCUCUUUCAGCGGAGCUCCCCCACCGCCACCUUGCGGAGGAGGCUGCGCUCCUCCUAUUCCUGCGCCAGCUCCUUGCGGCGGCGCUGCGAUCGGAGGCUGCGGAGGCGGCGGCGGCUAUGCUGGUCCAGCACCUGGAGGUUACGCUGUCCCACCGCCACCACCUCCACCAGCUCCUCUUGGAGGCGGAUACGGAGGUUCGAUCGGCGGCGGCGGCGCUUACGCUUCUCCAUCCAUCGGAGGUGGAUUUGGCGGUCAACAGUUCGGAGGUGCUGGCGGUUCUUACGCUGCUCCUGCUAUUGGAGGAGGAGGUCUCGGCGGAGGAUCGUAUGCUGGAGCUGGACCAGCUAUUGGAGGAGGAAGCCUCGGCGGAGGAUCGUACGCUGGAGCUGGACCAGCUAUCGGAGGAGGAGGUCUCGGCGGAGGUUCGUACGCUGGAGCUGGACAGGGAUCUGGACUCGGAAGUCUUUCUCUUGGAGGCGGUUCUUACGCCGGAGCCGGUCAAGGAUCUGGAUUCGGCGGUCAGCAACAAGGAGGUUCUUAUGCCGGAGCUGGAGCUGGACCGGCUCUCGGAGGAGGAUCGUACGCUGGAGCUGGACCAGCUAUUGGUGGAGGAAGCCUUGGAGGAGGAUCGUACGCCGGUGCUGGACAAGGUUCUGGAUUCGGUGGACAACAACAAGGAGGUUCUUACGCUGGAGCCGGUCAAGGAGCUGGAUUUGGAGGUCAGCAACAAGGAGGUUCUUAUGCCGGAGCUGGCCAUGGAGCUGGAUUCGGAGGUCAGCAGCAAGGAGGUUCUUACGCUGGAGCCGGUCAAGGAGCUGGAUUUGGAGGUCAGCAACAAGGAGGUUCUUACGCUGGAGCCGGAGCUGGACCAGCUAUCGGAGGCGUUUCUUACGCUGGAGCUGGUCAAGGAGCUGGGUUCGGAGGCCAACAGCAAGGUGGAAACUACGCUGGAGCUGGACAAGGGGGACAGGCUGUCUUCGGCGGGCAGCAGCAAGGUGCUUCUUAUGCUGGAGCUGGACAAGGCGGUCAGGCCGUCUUCGGAGGACAGCAGCAAGGUGGAAGCUACGGUGGACAAGGAGCCACUGCCGGCGGAGGCUUCGGAGCCAGCGGCUACUCUGGUUCCGCUGCUCCAGCUGGUGGUUAUUCUGGAGCUCCUGCUCCAGUUGUCGGCGGAGGUCAGACUGCUCCAGCUGCCCCAGCUUCCUAUGGAGAGACCCCUGGCGCCGUUCAGACCCAACAAGAGGUUUGUAGUCUGUCAAAAAAAAAACAAUCAAAAUUUUUACUUCAGAUCGCUCCUCAACCCCAGGUUUCUGAGACUCAACAGAGCACCUCCAACGCUGGAGUAAGAUUAAUAUUUUCCUCUAAGCAAAUGAUCGAUCAAUUUUUAGACUGACUACGGAAGCCAGGCCGAAACCGCUGUCGAAAGCUCGGCGACCAGCGGAUCCGACUAUUUCCGCCGCCACAUCAAGAAGACGGCCAAGGUCUAA